AUGCGAAUCCUCGUGCUGGAAAGCAUACUGCCACGCGCUGAGAACAUAAAGAGCAGUGCUACACCCUUUUUUCACUUAUACCUCUCAGGUGAACGACAGCUGCUUAAUGAAAAAACAAGCCCGACCCCGAAAACUUGGGCAAAUCCUCGAUCCUAUGUACCAACCCGUGAAUACUUUUCUUCGGCGACGAUAGUCAAUACCACAGGAAGCAUGACUGAACGUGAGACUCUCGUGUACUGCGCAAAACUUGCCGAGCAAGUUGAGCGUUAUGAUGAGAUGGUUGACCUCAUGAAAAAGGUUGUCGAACAGGAUAAGGAACUAAGCGUCGAGGAAAGAAACUUGCUUUCCGUGGCCUAUAAAAAUGUAAUCGGCGCACGUCGAACUUCCUGGCGUGUCUUUGGAGGGUUGGAGGGAUCCGUACAAGUCCGGGGGAAUACAAAGGGUGUUGGGCCGUUGAAAAAAUAUCGCGAGCAGUUGGAAUCGGAAAUCAAUAAAGUGUCUACCGAAAUACUGGAUCUCCUGGACAAAUAUUUGAUCAAGUCUACUACUGGGGCGGAUUCCCGGGUUUUCUACCUAAAGAUGAAAGGUGACUAUUAUCGUUAUAUGGCAGAAUUUGCUGUUGGCGAUCAGAGAACUGCGGUUGCUGCAAAGAGUAACGAAGCAUACCAGGAGGCAACGAAUAUAGCUGCUGAGUUACCUCCGACCCACCCCAUCAGGCUUGGUCUUGCUCUCAAUUACUCGGUUUUCUUCUACGAAAUAAUGAAUGCUCCUCAGCGAGCAUGUCAGCUGGCGAAAGCCGCAUUCGACGAUGCCAUCGUGGAGCUGGAUCAACUCUCUGAAGAGAGUUAUAAAGAUUCCACCUUGAUCAUGCAGCUGCUGCGUGACAACCUCACAUUAUGGACGUCUGAUGCAGAAGGGGAGGGGUCGAGAUGGCUCAAGUGGUUAGAGCUCGAAUUUACUGGUGGGAAGGUCCGUGGUUCGAACCUGAACUCUGCCUCUCGACCUCCCCUGUCUAGGCUUGGGCAACCUGGCAGUAUCCCAGUCCUCCCAUUGAUGUGGCCCGUCUCGGGGUCCCCAUCCAGGAAGACGGCAGUGACUAGCGCAGCUGAGUUUGCUGGUAAUGACUCUCGUGCUUCGCUGCCAAGUCAUUGUUUGACCGCCUCUGGCUCUCUUUCACCCUUCACGUGGUUGUGCGAAGAGUCUGAGGAAAUCGGUCGACUGGCAUACACAGCACUUGGCCAAGCCAGAGCAACCUAUGCAGUGUGA
Molecule: messenger RNA, 1266 nt
Organism: Opisthorchis viverrini
Lineage: Eukaryota; Metazoa; Platyhelminthes; Trematoda; Opisthorchiida; Opisthorchiidae
Exons: 6
Coding region: 1-1266 (421 amino acids)
Biological process (GO): signal transduction
Cellular component (GO): cytoplasm
Source: RefSeq, a predicted model, not a curated record